Messenger RNA from Chilo suppressalis (striped riceborer), 8936 nucleotides. Lineage: Eukaryota; Metazoa; Arthropoda; Insecta; Lepidoptera; Crambidae. The record is from the annotation of a GenBank genome assembly.
CUUGAAACGCAGAUAGAAUUUUGCGCAGUUGGCAAAGCAAGUUGGACUGAGGUUGGCUUCGACCCUAAGUUCACAGUUGGUUCUGUGGUAUCUCGCGCGCCGGUCGUGUCGCGCAUCGUCCGGGAAGUCGUCGCCGUCGGAACGUGACAUUUCGGGUUUAAGUGGUCAAAAUGCUGCCAGUGACGAAGCCAGGGAGUCCCCAACCGGAUGGGAGUUCGAUGGAGAAACCUGCGAUUGCGGGUAUUCCCCGCGUCGCUCCCACCACAAAGUUUAACGCGCCCGUCCACAUAGACGUCGGUGGCACCAUAUACACAUCCUCUUUGGAGACCCUGACAGCGUACCCCGACUCGAGGCUGGGCAAGAUGUUCAACGGCACCAUCCCCAUAGUGCUGGACACGCUGAAACAGCACUACUUCAUCGACAGGGACGGGGGCAUGUUCCGCCACAUCCUGAACUUCUUGCGGAACAAGAAGUUGCUGUUGCCGGCCGACUUCCCCUACUUGGAUCUGUUGCUGCACGAGGCGCACUAUUUCGAAAUCGACCACAUGGUGUUUGCGCUGACCAAACUGAAGACUGAACGCGAUGGAGUGAAGCAGGAUCGUGAUUGGCUGAGCCAGGCCACCGAGCGACUGAAACAGGAGACCGAGCUGCUCAUGCAGGAGAGGGACAGGCUGCAGCAGCGGUGGUCGUGAACUGAGGAUACCAGAACAGAGGAAUCCGAAGAAGCCGCAACGAAAAGGCGUCGUUUGUAAGAAUACAACUCCUCAAAGUUUUCGUGGACUAUAAUUUGAGGAGUGAUUCGGUGAGACUUAAGUGUAAUAUUAGGUUGGGGAUAAAGUUUCUUCGCGUUUUAUAUGAAAAUUCAAAACAUCUUUGAAAAAAGUUUAUUCACCAUGUGGGUGCCAUUAUGUCCGAUAACUUUUUGUCACCUUUUCGAAAUUUUGGGGUUCCGAUCAAAAAUCCGCUACAGGUGGUUUUGGUAGUUUUCUCGUGAUGAACCUGUGUCAGGUUGUUGUGCCUAUAGAAUUCUGAAGAUACCGAAACAGGUGUAAAUCUGUAGGUGCAAGGUCAGGACUAUUAACACCUCCAAGUCAAACUCUAUUAUUUUUGGCUGAGUGGCUAAAGAUGUGCGAGAUCUAGCGCUAUCAUGAUGAAAAACCACACCCCUUUUGUUGAUUAAUUCUGGCCGCUUUCUCUCAACUUUUUGGUUUAAUCUCAUCAGUUGUCCGCAGUAGAGGUCAGAAUCGAUGGUCCUGCCUGGCGGUAACAGCUCAUUAUGAAUAAUGCCCUUCCAAUCACAUCAUACACAUAGCAUCCCCUGUUGUGAAUUAACCCGGGUUUCGCCAGAGUCUAUGAUGCCGCGCAUCUUUGACAUAAAAAUUUCCAGAUUGAGAACGAUUAAACCAAAUUUGUGCUACUCUCACAGACACUGCACUAGGUCCAUAAACAUUACAAUUAUUUUCGCGGAUUUCGUUGCAUUUUUAACUUUUUGUGUAGUAAAAUUUUAGGAAAAACGCACAUUUUUUAAAAUUGAAUUUGGUAUUAUCUUCUUUAAAAUUUUCACUUUUUAAUGAUACCAAUACCAAACAUAUACGAAUGGUAUAGGCAAAAAGAUUUUAUUUCAAGUUCAUACAUACUAUACUAUAAUGCGAAAAGAUUAUUUCCCCAACCUAUCAAAUAUGCAUAAUUCAUGGUGAAAAUGGACCUCUUUCUACGGUAGCAUUAGCAUUAUAUAGUGAUGUCCGUGCACGGGACCUCUUUUUAUAUGAAAAAUAAAAUUAAAUUAUUAUAGAAAGUCCGUUUUUGGUUAUAUAUUUUGAUAGCCUUUAUCAAUCAAACGCACAAAUACAUUAGUGAUAGGCUAGCCAGGCCUUUUUUACGAUUUCAGAGGACAAACUUUGAGAUUUCCGUAAUCGUAUCGUAUUGACAAUGUCAAAGAUUUUGUGAAAAUUAAGCAGCGCCUCUACCGGACGUAAGAACAAAGUGGCUCCUCCCAUACAAAAUUAAACGAUGACGAUACGAUUACAGGAUCUGUCUAAGUUAGUGCUUGCCCUAAGGUCUUAUUUGGCGUAAGUAGUACUUACUCGGAAAUGGAUCAACACCUCAUCGAUAGGGGAUUGAGUCAGGGUAGGUAACUGCGCGAGUGAUAUUUUUGGUUUCGCAAGCUUCUUUAAGCUAUGGCGGUAGCUUACCACCAGGCGGGCCAUAUGCUUGGUUGCCAAUCUUUUGUGAUAUAGACCUUUGCUAUAUACCAGUCAAGUAUGCAAUUGGCCUUAAUGAGCUAAAAGGAAAGUUACUAAUUUAGUUAAAUUAAUUUAGUAGCUUUCCUCCUUAUUAAUAAACGAGAAGUAAUAUUAGGCUCGUCACGCAGUCUUUUGUUUAUAAAUUAAAUUACUUUUGUCUAUGAACAGAAACAAAACACUGCGUAGGUUCCAAGUUCAUCUAUAAAGAGAUACUUGCAAGUGCCUUGCAUAAAUCCUAGCUUGUUUGUAAAUUAGACAUUCAAAGAUUACAGAACGGCUAAAGUUGAUAGGUUGAGCCUGUGUUGAUCUGAAUUGUUUGAGUACUAUUUAAACGCUAUUUUGCUUAGUUCUUCUGUUGACUUACAUAAGUUAUGUUUAUAAUUGAUUUAUCACUAACCGCAAGUCAAUUUUAUAAUUAUUAUGUAUGAGACCACGAUCAUAUUAUUUUAGUUAUGUAUAAUAUUAUAUGAUCGUGUUUUCAUACAUUAAAUCAACGCCAUCUGGAGUAGAAGCGGUGCACUACGAUAUCUCUUUUAUGAAAAAUUUGUCUAGUUCGAGGACGCGACACGAAUUUCAAUUAUUCGCUCCGGCAGUAGACAGAGUGCGUUAUUUUACUUAUUGAAUGACGGUUUUCUGGAAUAACCGGUGCCAGGUGACAGCACUGAGGCAAACGGAAUACUUAUCCGUCAAAUCGCGUGUUGUCAUUGUCUGUGGAUCAAUUUAAAUGCUCAUUCGAUUAAUUCGCGCCAAAAACUUCAUACAAAAGACCUUUUGCCACAGUGGCGCCAAAUGGUGACCAAAUUUUCAAAAAAGGGUGUGUUGUGUAUCACCUGUGUUGUUCAUAAUAUUGUAUGAUACAAAGUGCAGAAAGAUCUGGAUGAAAAUCUCGCUCUUAGCAUACAGGGUGUUAAAAAACCUUUAACGGAGCCGAAGGCCACGUAUGUUUCACAUCAUGACGAUCAUUUUUUUCUUCUGGACCAUACCUGGGAAAGUCGCGCCACAGUAGCGCGCCACGCUUUAAAUUGCGUACUGGAAAAAAAUUUAUUUUUUUUACUUAAAAAUACAAAUGUUUCCCACGUAUAAUAUUUUGUAAUAUAACUUGUUUGAGUGUACAGAAUGCGUAGUUCUAGUCGUUGUCAUAGGUUUUUUACACCCUGUAUAUGUAUUCGUAGGAGAAUAAUCUUCGUAAUAACAUUGGAAACGUUUAUAGUGGCGCUAGCAAUCAUAGCUCUAAUAGGAUUAAGUUGUCUUUGUGCCAAAGCUGCGGUGUAUAAAGAUUAAGAGCUCUUUCAUUUUUCGAGAAAUAUCUCUAUUAGCCAAGUUAAUUAACAAAUAUUGUUGUUCUUUUUUAUUUUCAAAAUAUGACAUUUUAGAACACUGGUAGUGUUCCAAUUACAGAGCAUAAUGCGACUCAGUGGCGCACAAUGCCGAAUUAUGCUGAUGCUUAAUUGGAACGUGAAUUAGUUUUCAAAUGCACCAGCAAAAGUCAAUGUUUGUACCUUCAUCCAUACAUAAAUUUAUUUUUUUAACAGUUUGAAUUCACGAAAAAAAACUACAAUGAAACAAAAGCUUUAAAUUUUUUUAAACUAUACUAUUUUCAAUAUUACUAACGAUAUUAAAUAUAUAAAACAUUUCGAUCAAUGCAAUUUAAAGAAAAAACACUUGUUAAUUUUCUGUCACUGAGUUGGUACGAUUGCACGCAUCACCCUAUACCAUUGUGCGAAGCGUUGCAGUAGUUGAAACAUUCAACGUUAAGCAUUAUGCCGCAUAAUGCGCUCUAGUGCUGUAAUUGGAAAACUACCACAAUCACUUCAAAGUGACAAAUAUAAAACUCUUUGAUUUUUCACCAUCACUUAGUGUAAUUAAAUGGUAAUUAUUUAUACCUCCAUCACAUCCUGUAAUAUAUUGUUUUGCAUGUUCUUAUGUCAAGUUAUGUCUUUUUAUUUUAAGUUGCAUACUUAAUAGCGAUAAUGCAUAGGCUAUAGUGAUUUAAUAUUCACUUUUAAUUGAAAUUUCUGCUUUAAAUCACUUUAUAGGAAACUGGGGACACUUCAUCUUUGCUUUUGUUUUUUAAUCUAGAGUUUACUGAAUGUACCUUUAUUAGAUUUUGCAUAUUCAGAGUUUCAUGUAAUAUUAGUCCAUACUUUUGCUAAGGAAUACAAAAAAAACAUGAUUAUACUGUAAUUUAUUUAUAAUCAAAAAAUGAUAACAUUGAUGAAAACACACAUAUUAAUAAACGACAAAUUCAUGUCGCAUUUAAUUGAACCCUACUCAAUACUUUUAGGUAACACCUGGUUAUCGAAUUUUGCUAACCUAAAUUACAAAAUUAAAAGUUCCAAAUGUGUGAAUGACUAUUGUUUAAUUUCAAUAAAAAAAAAGAAUUAAAAGAAAGAAACUGAAUUUUAUGAUUUUCACACAACUUGUUUAUUUUCUAAUCUCUUUUUUCUAGAUUGACAUUAUGAAAGAUGACCUAUACAUGAUUAUCUUUGAGCUAAUAUUAUUUAUAGAUAUAGAACUUAAUUUUUCUGUAACCUUAACAUACCCGCCCACCAAGAACUAGUCCUUCAUAAAAAUACUACAAAUAAAUAUUUCUCACUAAGUAAUUAAGCUAACAAACAACAAAAUAAGUAUUUCCUCGAAAACAAUAACUUAGAUAGAUAACGAGAUAAUAACUAAACACAAAACAAAAAUAAAUAAAAAGAUAUUUUCUCCCGAACACAUAUGAACUUCAAAAAGGAAAAACAAACCGCCCACCAUGACAUCAUAUCUAAGAUUUUGAAGAAAUGCUAGUUGGACGGUUGGACGUUUUAAAAGUCCACUCUUACAUUUGACUGUUACAGCUCUAGUUAAAUUAUCACGGCCUGGGUGUUUAAUGUGCGUGUGGACUGAGUGAUCUUUUCAAAAAAACUCAUCCAACCACAACCAAAUUAUAAGAGGAUUUAGGAAAUAAUUGUGAAAACUUAAUGGUAAGGUAAAAAAAUUGUGAAACCUAACCAAAGAAAGUUAGAACUAAUUAACUGGAUCACUCAAUCCGGACACUUGAAGAAUAAGCCAUAACGCGUAUCCAAGAAAAUACUUCCUAUGUGUUUAUAAUUUGUAUUUGAAAUAAUUGUGAAGAAUUUGUGUAAGCUGCUAAACAAAUUUUCGAUUCAUUUCAAAGCCACGUUUAAGAUUUAGAACGGUUUAUAUGGAUCACUCAGAAUGCACUAUGUUCAUUUGAGUGAUCUUUUAAAACACUAACUUACCUAUACUGAAAAAGUAUGAAACAUUAUCAUGUUUGUUAUAAAUUAUGCUUCUGGGAAAAUUUGUGAAACAAAGAUCGGAAUUGAAAUCUUACUGGUUUAAGAGAAAAUGAAAAUCUUGUUUUUCCUCGAUCGUCCCAACUGAGUGAUCCUUAUCUUGAACUAUAUUUAAUAAACCCAAACUUAUAGGUAGAAGGUAGUUACAUCAGAAAUUGUGAAAAAUGUUGUACUAAAAUUUGACGAACCAAUCGUCCCAGUAAGUGUUAUAUUUUAAAAGAUAACUUAUUUUUUACAAUCCUUAAGGAAAACGUUGAGUAGGGUACUUGUACUCUUUUAUUUUGUCGGAUUUUUUUUCGACUACCCUAUUCAAUGCUAACAUUGUGUAUAUUCAUUGCAAUUUGCGAAGCUAGCGGCGUUGUGCAGUGCAUCUAUUGCAAUGAAGUUUGUUUAUAGUUUUUUUAUUUAUAUAGAUAGGACCGACAAAUGACUCCAUCCCAUCUGAUGUUAAGUGAAGGUAAAGUCCAGACGCGAAGAUAGCAGAUACAGCAGUUCUACCUGCCACACCAUCUUUACACCUCUUUUAAAGGAUCCCAGGUUGUAAGAGGGAGGGAACACGUGAGUGGGCAGAGCAUCCCAUUUACGAACAGUGCGGCAAUUAUUUGAAAUACAAAUAAUAAACACAUAGGUAGUAUUUUCUUGGAUACGCGUUAUGGCUUAUUCUUCAAGUGUCCGGAUUGAGUGAUCCAGUUAAUUAGUUCUAACUUUUUUUGUUUACGUUUCACAAAAUUCAUACUUUACCAUUAAGUUUUCACAAUUAUUUCCUAAAUCCUCUUAUAAUUUGCUUGUGAUUGGAUGAGUUUUUUGAAAAGAUCACUCAGUCCACACGCACAUAGUGUUUACCUACAAUCUUUCCUAAUAUCCAUUUAGCAGGUGGAACAUUAUCCUCCCUGAUUACAAUUAUACCAUUAAUAUUUGGUUCGUCGAUCUUAGUGUGCCAUUUAUAACGUUGGUUUUCAGUUACAAGAAAUUCUUUAGACCACCUUUUCCAAAAUGAUAACUACACGCUUCUCGUGAAGGUUAAAGCUCUCUUUAAUCUUUCGCGUUGCUCAUUUGAGAGUGGUAGUCGUUAAAUUUAUUGACCAAUACUGCCAAUGCUUCGGACCAUGUUUUUUGAUACGAUGAUGUUAAUCGUGCUUUUGGUGACUUACAAUAGUUUGGUAAAAACUUUCUGAAGUCUUUUCAAAUGUUCGUCUUGGUUAAGAAUUACAGUUGACAACUCCAUUGCUUUCAAUUGUUUUGUAUGACCGAAACCAACGGAAUAUUUCGAAGUUCAAAUUCGUAUUGAAUUAUUCUAAGUGUAAAUCUUACAAGUCUUGUUCGAUAGCGCUGUUGUUCGAGAAGUAUUUUUACUCACGGUUUGAGAUUAGAAUCCGAUAUCCCUCAUUUACUAUUUACUGAAACAUACUAGCUCGACACAUUUCUUUUUUCCCCGUAUUUCGGCACCAUGUUUAAUUCCAAUAAAAAGACAACGUUUAAUUCCAAUAUAAAGAUAGAUUUAAAACAAAGAAACUGAAUUUUAUGACUUUCACACGAUUUAAAUCUUUGUGUCACAGAACUGUUUAAGUUUUACUCUCUUUUUUCUAGAUUGACAUUAUGAAAGAUGACAUAUACAUUAUUGUCUUUGAGCUAAUAUUAAACAUGGAUAUAGAACUUAAUUCUUCUGCAACCUUAACAACUAUAUUAAAGAAAAUAGUAAGCAUUUCUAAUUUUACUUACGAAACUCUUUAAAAAUCUUAUAAGAUCUACAGCUUUUCAUAAAGCAGAAAGAGGGUUGCAAAUAUCACUGCGUCCUUUGGUCAUCUGAUAAUUGACACUAUACCGUCCAAUCGAACCGGGUUUUAAAUAUUAAACCAAAAGAAAGGAGAUUGCUCAAAUUGCCCCAAAUGUACAAUAAAUAUUGACAUAUACGGUAAUUCUCGGCGUAAUUUAUACUUUAUUUUACAGUCAUUAGAUUUUAACGGACACCUUUGUAUAAUAUAUUCAUUUUAAUAAGGACUUUUAAUUUUACCGGUUUGGAAAAUAUACGAAUCAUUUUUAAUGGCUAUGGGUGUAGUAACAUUCAGCCAAAGACUGAUCGAAUAUAUUUAUUUAUUUUAAUAUCCACAACUAUAUUAUCAUUUUCACUACAUGCAAAUGUACAAAGACACUUAUUAUAGAUGGUUGGCGACAUCAUGAAGUCUAUUGCCAUACAUUUUUCGCCAAACACCUCCAUAACACAUUAUAAGGUGUUAUACACUAAAAAUCUAAAAUGAGAACGCCACAGAAAGAAGAAAAAAAAUGCUAACUAACUAAAUUAAAGAGAGUUUAAAAAUUCUCUCUAAUCUGUGGCUCAUUCACAAUCAUUACUCAGUUUCUGGCACAGAGUACCUUAUUAUAACCGGAAAUGCAUAGAUGAUACCUGAUUUAAAAGUUACUCUUGUGCAUUAACUUUAUAAACAGGCAACUAUCUGUUAAUCUACCAGCUUUAUAUACCUGAAUCUAAUACGUUAUUUCGGUACUUGGCUUGAUUUCCCUAGUUUACUAUAUAACUUAUUUGUUUUUUAUUAUUUUAAUACCUAUGUACCUAUUUACAUACAUAACCUCAAAAUCAUUCAGUGUAUAUGGUUUAUAGAAGUUCUCAGGGGUGUCCGUCAAUAAUAUUCGUUUCUACAGUAAUUUAUAUAUAAUUUCGAAUCUAGGAAACAAUUUUUCAUGAUUAUUGGUCUUCAUGCAAGGCAAUCAUGUAUGGAAGCUGAGCAAUCUCCUUUAACCGAUUUUAACAAUAAAACUAAAUUAACGCACAAAUUAAUUUCAGAAAUAAAGUGUCCCCAAUUUCCUCGAAAGUUUAACCAACAUUAACUAAACCUACACUUCUCUUUUGAAAAAAAACAAAGAAUAACCUUAGUUUAAACAUAUACAAAUAUGUGACUGUCACUUAUUGUUGUACAUAUUUUUGGUUCAUUUACUUUAUUUAAAUUCAAUUGUUAGUAUAAUUAUAUUAUAAGUAUUUGUUAUCCGAAUAAAGGUAAUAAAAAGCCCGUGUAUAGAUAUUGAUACUAGACCUAUAUUAUUUGAAAUAAAAAGAAGCAUUUCAUAAUAUUAAUAAUUUUAUUAAAAGCGUAAUUAUUGGUACAUUGGAAUCCAGAUUUAUAGAAAAUUUUAAUAAACGUAGUUAUUUUAGACAUACUUAUUAUAAACUUUACAGUCAGAUUCGAAAUGUUAUUUUUUAAAAUGUAUUUUUUUUUUAUUUAUUUUGUUAAUAAAGUUAGUAAGUAUUCAUUUUAUUUUUGUCUGUUUUAAUUUAUCAUUCACUAGGUUUUACUACUGUACAAAUGAAAAAUCUUAUGAGUUCGUCCUUUACCCAUCUGCUUACCAGACAAAAAGUAUGUUACUAUCACGUAUUAUUUGCAAA